This is a messenger RNA of Plenodomus lingam JN3, 258 nucleotides long. NCBI's taxonomy places the organism in Eukaryota, Fungi, Ascomycota, Dothideomycetes, Pleosporales, Leptosphaeriaceae. The record is from RefSeq and is a predicted model, not a curated record.
AUGUGGCUGCGCGACCCUCGCAACUACCGCGAAGUGCACGAGUCCAGGACGCAGCAAUGUCGCGAGGGCCGCGGCGUACUUUCGCAUCGGGCAUACGACGGUGGGCGAGUGGUGGCGCAAGAGAAAUCGGAUUUUGGCGGCGCGGAAGGAGUCGAGGACGAAUCGGAGGGGUGGGCAGAAAAAGGACAAGGCUGGAGUGGCUACGGUGCUAUGAAAUGGAUGCUUGCAAAACACAACACCAGAUCGCUAUAUCAUUGA